Molecule: messenger RNA, 462 nt
Organism: Alternaria conjuncta
Lineage: Eukaryota; Fungi; Ascomycota; Dothideomycetes; Pleosporales; Pleosporaceae
Exons: 1
Coding region: 1-462 (153 amino acids)
Source: RefSeq, a predicted model, not a curated record
AUGAGACCUUCACUCAUCGUGAGACUCCCCAUAGGCCAAAAGGCUCUUGCAGAGAUUACUGGAGUUUCCCAUGGCCUUGAAGUUCCAGACAGCGAGGACGAAGAGGAUAUCAUGCUUCCCGAUAAAGACAUCCAAGAGCAGCCAGAUAUCCCAGACGCCACGAACCAACCUGCAGUCCCCGUUCUAGAAGAGGUGCCAGACACCAUCGACAGCGUCUUCGGAGACGACGUGGCCGGCGUCGCAGAAGAAGUCGAUAGCGUUAUCGGGGAUGCCAACGACAGUAUCAUUGUUGCAAACAGUCGAUCCCAAGUACACGGAAACGAGAAAGCAUGCUAUCCUUCGUUAACGAUCAGGAAGCGCAAGCUGGAGGACAUUACGGGAGGAAGCGAUGGCGACGUGGUCGAGGAGAUGGACGGGCACGGUUGGCGGCAAGCUUCUUCGGGCCGAUGGCGAAGGAGGUAG